AUGGCGAUCGCGAACCCACUCCUCAACUUUGUCGUUCGCGGCUUCCAGGCUCUUUUCGGUAUUGUCGUACUCGGAAUAUCCGUCUCACUCAUUCGCGGUCACCACUGGGGUGGUCUCCCCGCUAGUCUGGGCUUCUCAGCCUUUGUCGGUGGCGUCACGAUUCUAGGAGCAGCGCUUGGAGUCGCGGGACUGUUCUUCAGCUUCUUGGAUGGUAUGAUUGGAUUGAUAGUCGACGGCGUUGUUGCUGUCAUCAACGCGGCAGGUGGCAUCAUUAAGGUUCUCGCUCUCAAGAUCUCUGGUGUGGAUUGCGAUGCCGACACAAGUUUCGAGAACGCGGCCAAACUCAUUUUCAACGACAUCUUCAAUGGCGGCUGCAGAGCCGACGACGAUUGCUGGUACUGGCACCUGGAAAACGACCGCAACACCAUGAAAUCGAGGUGCAGGUCGACCCAAGCCGACUGCGUCUUCAUGUUCCUUACCGUCAUUGUCCUCGCGGUGACUGCCUUGCUGGCUUUCUUGCGCAUGAAGAAGGGCUACUAG
Messenger RNA from Alternaria arbusti, 540 nucleotides. RefSeq lists its product as uncharacterized. Gene Ontology annotation, cellular component: eisosome; plasma membrane. Lineage: Eukaryota; Fungi; Ascomycota; Dothideomycetes; Pleosporales; Pleosporaceae. Gene Ontology annotation, biological process: eisosome assembly; protein localization to plasma membrane. Bases 1 to 540 code for a protein of 179 amino acids. The transcript is spliced from 2 exons. The record is from RefSeq and is a predicted model, not a curated record.